GUUGAAAGCAAUACAGAGAUCUCACUGAGCCUGAUUUCCUGGCUUGUUUCUUCUUCCCUAGUUUUCAGCACAGUACCGUCGUUCUGAAUUUUCUGCUUUGAAUCAAUUGAUGUUAGCAGCUAUCUACAGCAGAAGUGCGAAGGAUCUUAGUGGACUUUGAUUUGAGACCGUGAAAGUUUGGAAAUCAGCAGAAAGCUGUAAAAACAGGAUAACAGAAACUUCAUCAUGAAUAAAACUUACAGCGUUGCAGCUGUGAACAGUGAGAGCAGCACGGACAAAGUCUCAGACUCUGAUCAUUUGGAUUCAGAAACACAGAGUUCAGCAAUGGAACCAUAUCUUGUACGAAGACUUUCAUUUCAUGCUCUGCAACUUCCUCCACUAGCCUUUAGAAUGGCUGAACAAUAUGACUUGGAAAAAAAACCAGAAACAGAACGUAUACCAAGGCCAACAACUCUUCCACUGAAGCCUCUUCCUUUAAUUGCCAUCACUGCUGCAGACAACACAAGAACCGUAGAGUUCCUAUUGAAAAGAAGUCUGCACUGGAUCUAACCAUGUGCAGUGUGUGAAUGUAUCUAAGGACUGCUAGCAACAACUGGCAAAACCUGGAUCAAUGUUUCCUUUCAGUGGAUUCUAAAGGAUGACUAGCAGAAUAUCGAAUCGGAAUGUCCUGAAACCUUCACUGGUGCUUCAAUCAACAAAUAGAUUCCAACAAUAGAUCGCCAAUAAGCCCACCCUUUGCUGGACUAUCGUAGUUCAGGAACCCAUUUCUUUUUAUUUCAAAAAUAAACUUUAUUC
This is a messenger RNA of Mobula hypostoma (lesser devil ray), 795 nucleotides long. RefSeq names its product 3',5'-cyclic-AMP phosphodiesterase 4D. NCBI's taxonomy places the organism in Eukaryota, Metazoa, Chordata, Chondrichthyes, Myliobatiformes, Myliobatidae. The coding region runs from base 226 to 549 and encodes 107 amino acids. The transcript has 4 exons. The record is from RefSeq and is a predicted model, not a curated record.